ACACGUCACUCGUCGUGUUGCAUUCUUCGUUUAACCACCGUUUGAUACACUCGCUUUCCCUCGGAUUUCCGUUUAUAAAUUUGAUUUGUUAAAGAAAUAGAAAGAAAACUCAUAAUGGUUUCUGAUAAAAAGCAACAAAAAGUACAAUCCUCUGGUUUUACAAAAGAAGAGGAGCUUUUACUACAAGAUUUCAGCCGAAACGUGAGCACAAAGUCAUCGGCACUUUUCUAUGGUAAUGCCUUCAUCGUGUCUGCUGUCCCAAUAUGGCUUUUCUGGCGUGUGCAUAAUAUGGACUUGCUAUCUAGUGCCAUAUUUUUCAUCCUUAUGACUGGUGCUAGCACCUACUUGAUGGCCAUGGCCUAUAAGAACAUUAAAUUCCAACUUAAACACAAAAUUGCCGUUCGCCGGGAAGCUGCCGUUACCCGUGAAGUAAAUCGGCAAGUAGGUGAUGAUAAGAAAGUGACCCGUAAGGAAAAAGAGGAACGCAUUUUAUGGAAGAAGAACGAAGUAGCCGAUUACGAAGCUACAACCUAUUCUAUCUUCUACAAUAAUGCCUUGUUCUUGGCAAUCACCAUUUUCAUUAGCUUCUUUUUGCUAAAGAACUCUGCUCCAUUGAUUAACUACUUCUUUUCUAUUGGUUUGGCAAGUGGUGCUUUGGCGCUUUUCUCGACCAGCACGCAAACCAACUGAGAGUAGGCGUGCAAAGACGAAAUGUCUUACUUUAGUUGUAUUUUUAUUUAAUUUCUAGAGAUUAUCACGAUUUUGUGUUUAAUCGUUUCUUUUAUACUUUGUCCCUAUUGCUGUUUAAUUAAAUAUUUUUUUAAAAUCUUGCCUGUGGCAAGAAAUGAAGUUAACUACUGGAAAGUUUUUCUAAGUAUAAUACCUACGAAUAAAAUAAAAACAUUUGUAACUUA
Molecule: messenger RNA, 914 nt
Organism: Stomoxys calcitrans (stable fly)
Lineage: Eukaryota; Metazoa; Arthropoda; Insecta; Diptera; Muscidae
Product: translocon-associated protein subunit gamma
Exons: 2
Coding region: 115-690 (191 amino acids)
Biological process (GO): SRP-dependent cotranslational protein targeting to membrane
Cellular component (GO): membrane; endoplasmic reticulum
Source: RefSeq, a predicted model, not a curated record